Messenger RNA from Stegastes partitus (bicolor damselfish), 914 nucleotides. It is a transcript of the gene prdx5, whose product is annotated as peroxiredoxin 5. Gene Ontology annotation, molecular function: thioredoxin peroxidase activity. The transcript has 6 exons. Gene Ontology annotation, biological process: hydrogen peroxide catabolic process; cell redox homeostasis; cellular response to oxidative stress. The record is from RefSeq and is a predicted model, not a curated record. The coding region runs from base 91 to 663 and encodes 190 amino acids. NCBI's taxonomy places the organism in Eukaryota, Metazoa, Chordata, Actinopteri, Pomacentridae. Gene Ontology annotation, cellular component: peroxisome; mitochondrion; cytoplasm.
CGUUCCCGUCACACCACAUCCCAACAGACCUUCCUUCCUGCCCGCACACACACACCGUAUUUAAAGCGCUAGCUAGCCUAGCCCAGCAGCAUGCUCUCCAUCACAGGCUCUGUCCUCCGAAGCGCCCGCAUCGUCCACGGAGUCCGGCUGCUGCACAUCACUCCCGUCGCCAAAAUGCCCAUUCAGAUCGGCGAACCUCUUCCUGCAGUGGAGGUCCAGGAGGGGGAGCCUGGAAAUAAGGUGUCGAUGGAUCAGCUCUUCAAGGGCAAGAAGGGAGUCCUCUUCGCUGUACCUGGAGCUUUUACCCCCGGCUGCUCCAAAACUCACCUCCCAGGAUUCGUGCAGCAGGCUGGGGACCUAAAGGCUAAAGGCAUACAGGAGGUUGCAUGCGUUUCUGUCAACGAUGCGUUUGUCAUGGCUGCGUGGGGAAAGGAGCACGGAGCAGAUGGCAAGGUUCGCAUGUUGGCUGACCCCACUGGAGCGUUUACUAAGGCGGUUGACCUGCUUCUUGACAGUGAACAGAUUGUGCAGGUACUUGGGAACAAGCGAUCCAAGAGAUAUUCCAUGCUGGUGGAGGAUGGAGUUGUGAAGAAGCUCAACGUGGAGCCUGACGGCACCGGGCUGACCUGCAGUCUGGCUUCCAGCAUUCUGUCUGAGGUCUAGGCUCAUUCAAAACUUCCUGAACCAAGUUACACACCCCGAGUUGCUGUGAGAGUUGCACUAACAGAACCCAGUAUUACCUGUUAAAGCUUAUCCCCUUUUCUCAAAGAUGGAUGCAAAUGUCAUGUGGAUGCCGGUGUCGGAGCUAGAAGGUUAAUUAAUGCGCACAACUAUGACAUGAAUGGCAAUCGUGAGGACUAUGCAUCAGUAUACUGUUACAAAUAAGUAAAUAAAGUCAACCCUGAAAGCAAUAA